Messenger RNA from Sitophilus oryzae (rice weevil), 870 nucleotides. Its product is annotated as ATP-dependent Clp protease proteolytic subunit-like. Gene Ontology annotation, molecular function: ATP-dependent peptidase activity; ATPase binding; serine-type endopeptidase activity. Gene Ontology annotation, biological process: protein quality control for misfolded or incompletely synthesized proteins. The transcript is spliced from 2 exons. Gene Ontology annotation, cellular component: endopeptidase Clp complex. The record is from RefSeq and is a predicted model, not a curated record. Lineage: Eukaryota; Metazoa; Arthropoda; Insecta; Coleoptera; Curculionidae. Bases 47 to 811 code for a protein of 254 amino acids.
ACUGUCAAUUGUCCCCGUCAAGACACCAAAUCAACAGUACAGAAAAAUGUUUAAAGUAGUCCCUCCUAAUUUUCCGCUCAGCAACGUAUCCAAAUCCUUUUCCAUGAUCAAUUUACCGUUCCAUCACGUGCCCAUCGUCAUCGAACAGUCUGGCAAAGGCGAGAGGGCCUUCGACAUCUACUCCAGACUGCUGAAAGAGCGAAUUAUUUGCCUCAUGGGCCCGAUAAACGACGUGACAAGUUCGGUUACGAUCGCUCAGCUGCUCUACCUGCAAUCGGAAUCGGCCACUAAGCCUAUUCAUAUGUAUAUCAAUUCGCCUGGAGGAGUUAUAACGUCGGGCCUUGGGAUUUACGACACUAUGCAGUACGUGUUGCCUCCCGUAUCGACUUGGUGUGUGGGGCAGUGUUGUAGUAUGGCGUCUUUGCUGUUGGCUGCGGGCACAAAAGGAAUGAGAAACUCUCUUCCCAAUGCUCGCAUAAUGAUUCAUCAGCCAUCUGGUGGUGUGACCGGCCAAGCAACCGACAUAAAAAUUCAAGCAGAAGAGAUCCUAAAAAUCAAACAACAAAUCAACAAGCUCUACGAAAAACAUACCAACAUGCCUUUAGAAAAAGUCGAAAUCAGCUUGGAGAGAGAUAACUUUAUGACGCCGGAAGAAGCGAAAAAAUUCGGAUUAAUCGACAAUGUGAUGUGCGCGCCUACUGAAACCAACAAAGAGACUAUUUCUGGAGCAGAGAAAGAAAUCAACUACACUAAAAAUGAAUCCCCAGAGAACAAACAGCCUGUCGUUAACGCACGAAGUUUUGUCCUAUAAAGUUGUUUUGUGAUGUGAUAUCUAAUGUAAAUAUGUCAUUAAAAACGCUUUUGUAAUAA